Messenger RNA from Monosiga brevicollis MX1, 387 nucleotides. RefSeq lists its product as uncharacterized. NCBI's taxonomy places the organism in Eukaryota, Choanoflagellata, Craspedida, Salpingoecidae. The record is from RefSeq and is a predicted model, not a curated record. The transcript has a single exon. Bases 1 to 387 code for a protein of 128 amino acids.
AUGGGUCUGUUUAAGAAGCAUCAUCAUCAUCAUCACCACCACAGCGACCAGCAGCCGGCCGACAAGCACAGCUCUGCGGGCCUGGACAGCCCCGUCAGCGGCCGUAGCCGCAACGUCGCCCCUAGCGCCACACCUUCGACCCAGCACGUGCAGUGCGAGGUCCACCGCACCGUUGCGCACGCCAACACGCACGUCCGCAUGAUCGAGAUUCAACAACCCACAGCUUCCCGUCAUGUUGACGUUGAUUGGGCCGUCAACACCAAGGCGCCUUUUGAAGAGGCACACAACCGCAGUGCCACCACCUCAACGGCGUCUUCCGCCACCGGAUCACCCCGUAUCCACCGCCGCCGCAGCUGGGUCUCCCGACUCGUCACCUCGGACCUCUAA